Messenger RNA from Malania oleifera, 1458 nucleotides. RefSeq lists its product as uncharacterized. Gene Ontology annotation, biological process: cellular response to oxidative stress. NCBI's taxonomy places the organism in Eukaryota, Viridiplantae, Streptophyta, Magnoliopsida, Santalales, Ximeniaceae. The coding region runs from base 194 to 1201 and encodes 335 amino acids. The record is from RefSeq and is a predicted model, not a curated record. Gene Ontology annotation, molecular function: quinone reductase (NADPH) activity. The transcript has 6 exons. Gene Ontology annotation, cellular component: cytoplasm; cytosol.
CCCAAUGAAAAGGCUACUUGUGGGGGCCUCUUUACAAGCAUUGGCCCGCAAGGAGAAUACAUUCUCUGCGCAGUCUCGAAAGGUUGGAAAGAAGGCACCACCAAGAUAGGCGGAUGUAUGAUGGUAUGAACACUUUGCAAGAAAAGGCUCAUUACCACAGUUGCAGCUGAACCAGGAGUUGCCCACUUCAGCCAUGGUGAAAGCCAUCAAGGUUCAUGAACUAGGCGGCCCAGAGGUUUUGAAGUGGGAGGAUGUGGAAUUAGGGAAUCCUAAUGAAGGUGAGGUCCACGUGCGAAACAAAGUAAUUGGGCUUAAUUUUAUUGACGUGUACUUCCGCAAAGGAGUUUAUCAGGCUCCCACAAUGCCAUUUACUCCAGGUGUUGAGGCUGUUGGAGUAGUGAAAGCAGUGGGCCUAGGAGUAACUGGCAUAAAUGUUGGAGAUCUUGUAGCUUAUGCUGGUCGUCCAUUGGGCUCAUAUGCUGAGGAGCAGAUCCUUCCUGCAAACAAAGUGGUGCCUGUUCCUCCUUCAAUUGAUCCUGUUAUUGCUGCCUCUGUGAUGAGUAAGGGUAUGACAGCUCAGUACCUUGUCAACCGUUGCUUCAAGAUUGAACCCAGACACACAGUCCUUAUUCAUGCAGCAGCUGGUGGAGUUGGGUCUCUGUUGUGCCAGUGGGCAAAUGCCCUUGGUGCCACUGUCAUUGGAACAGUCUCAACCAAAGAGAAGGCAGCUCAAGCCAAGGAUGACGGAUGUCAUCAUGUCAUACUGUACACUCAAGAGGACUUUGUGGCCCGUGUCAAAAAGAUAACAUCAAGCAAAGGGGUUGAUGUUGUCUAUGAUUCAGUUGGAAAGGACACAUUUCAGGGAUCAUUGGAAUGCUUAAAGGCUUGUGGGUACAUGGUGAGUUUUGGGCAGUCAUCAGGCAGACCAGACCCUGUCCCCUUGUCGGCACUUGCUGUGAAAUCCCUGUUCUUAACUAGGCCUUCCCUCAUGCAUUACACCACAACUCGUGACGAGUUACUUGAAACUGCUGGAGAUGUGUUUGCCAAAGUCACCUCGGGUGUUCUACGGGUUCGUGUAAAUCAUAAGUACCCUCUCUCUCAGGCAGCACAGGCACAUGCAGAUCUUGAGAACCGAAAAACAUCUGGGUCCAUUGUGCUUGUACCCGAUGAUAUUGACUUGUGUGUCCUGAGGGGGUAUUGAUCUAACCCGUAAGGAUCAGGUUGUAAAGGUUGAGGUCAACCUUGGUAAUUUGACUUGGUGUUGUAAUCGGUGCCGCUCUACUCGUUAAGUGAGCAUUAGUGAAAUCUCCGGGCUUGCGAUCUGAGGCGGGGAUGUAGGCAAUAUUGGUUGAACGUUGAUAACAUAUCGUGUGUCUUUAAUUUUUAGAACUUUAUAUUCUUGUACAUGUAUGUUAUAUUCGAUAUAUUGUGAAUGAUGCAUAUGAUUUAAUUUUCGUA